AUGUCGGUUUUAGAGCGACUUACUAACGCUGCAAAGGCGCUAGAUGAGUCUUCAACAAAGUCUGACAAAGAGCCAGUUUUAGAGCAAAGAGAAGAAGAACCCCCGAAAAUGAGUAAAUCCGCAAUGAAAAAGCUUCGUCGUCAACAGGAAUGGGAGGCAGGCCGUGGAAAGCGAGCUGACAUACGCCGGGAGAAAAAGAAGCAGAAAAAGGAAGAGAGAAAGCGCAAAAUCAGUGCUGGCGAAAAGGUUCCUAGUCAAAAGAAAAAGAUUAGGGAAGGAAAAGUGAUACCUUCUGACAUGCGUAUCGUUUUGGAUUGUGGGUUUGACGAGUUGAUGAAUGAAAAAGAAAUUGCUUCCUUGUGUCAACAGUUCACCAGAUGUCACUCUGCAAAUAGAACUGCUUUGCAUCCGGCGGAAUUCUAUGCUACAAACUUUGGUGGCCGUCUGGAAGCCAGACAGGAAUAUGUCCUACGGGGCCAACAAAAGAACUGGAGCCGUUACCAUCCCACACCAAAAAGCUAUAUGGAAGAAUUCGCUGAUGAGAAGGAAAAAAUGGUGUAUCUCUCAGCAGAUUCGGAUGAGACUUUGCACGAAUUGAAAGAAGACGAAAUUUACAUUAUUGGAGCCCUCGUCGAUAAAAAUAGAUACAAGAAUAUCUGUGAUGACAAAGCAAAAACCCAAGGAAUUCGAACUGCAAAACUUCCAAUUGGUGAAUAUAUUCGCAUGUCCGAUAGAAAGGUCUUGACUGUAAAUCACGUUUUCGAGAUUUUGUCCUUAUGGUUAGAACAUCGUGAUUGGGAAAAGGCUUUCAUGGAAAUCAUUCCUAAAAGAAAAGGACUUUCUGCUUUAGAUGAAGACAGUAGCAGAGAACAAAGUAUUGAGGAGGAAAGUACUUCCGAAAAGACUGAAGAAGCUGAAGACGAAGCAAACACAGCGGAUGGAAUUGAGAUGCCAGCCGAGAAGAGGAUAAAGACCACGGAAUAA
Molecule: messenger RNA, 984 nt
Organism: Schizosaccharomyces osmophilus
Lineage: Eukaryota; Fungi; Ascomycota; Schizosaccharomycetes; Schizosaccharomycetales; Schizosaccharomycetaceae
Gene: trm10
Product: tRNA m(1)G methyltransferase Trm10
Exons: 1
Coding region: 1-984 (327 amino acids)
Biological process (GO): tRNA N1-guanine methylation
Cellular component (GO): nucleus
Molecular function (GO): tRNA binding
Source: RefSeq, a predicted model, not a curated record